AUCAUAUCGCCAGAUACUCUAACAAUUUCUCCUCGAGUUCCCGGUCUCUACGCAAUCUGGUGGAAACCAGCGGCGCAGUCUUCAGGCGGAAGACAAGGGGCGAACUUCGACGAUAUCAUUCGCAUCCAUCCUAUUACUUAUCAAUCCGAGUGGUAGCAAACCAUGCGCUUUCCAAUCCGGUUCCAGCUGGGCAGCUUGUUGCUGCUGUCCUCACUGAUCGGAAUUUCGGUCGUCUCCAUCGCAACAUGGGUACGAGUUCAUGACUUCGUGCUCAAUGUGCGAGCAUCGCGUCUGCAACUUACUGCGUCUUUGAAGGCAGCUCAGUUGGCCUCGAAUUUGAACCUGAUGCAGACCUCAGCGAACUUUGUAACCACCCGAGUUCUCGUACAGCGAGCCCUCAUGCGUUACAAUUACUAUGGCAAUAACUCCGCCGAAAAUUGGGUCUCUGCACAGACAGAUAUGCAGGCUGGCAUAGGUGGCGACGGAUCCAUUGGGCAAACCCUGUUACUUCAAUCGAUGGUCUUCCCGAAGAAUAGCACAGGGGUUGCGGGAGGUCAUAGUUUGAUGAAUACGACAUCAGUUGGCACCAUCGGGCAAAUUGAGCUCCCAUACAAAUAUCCGAACGGCACUCAUAUUUUGUUGGGAGCAAAUGACACCGACGCUGGACCACUGGGAUUUCCACCGAUGCUUUAUCCGAACAUGACGACAAUCAGCGACUUCUACAACAGUACUGGCGACCCGUAUGACCUUUACUUCGACGGUACCACGCUCAUUCCAGGAUCGACCAUGCUACUAGGUCCAUGGGCGGUAAAUAAGACCUUUUCAAUGGUCUCGAUGACGAUGCCGAUCGUGAAUAACACAAGUGCAUCGGACGUUGUUGGAUUCCUUACAGUGCUGAUGGACGCAUCACUCAUCUCAGACGUGAUGCGGGCGCAGGAAGGCCUUGACGAUACCGGGGAGCUCCUGAUCAUGAGUCCCGCCACGCAGAACAAUCUCUUCCCACCCAGCGCCAUUAAAAAAGGCAGCAAGAACAAGCCUGACUUCCCGAUCAAAUAUGUCAUCCCGUUGAAUGACAGCGAUACAGCCCGGCAUCCAGAGCAAAUGUGGGGCGGGUCGAGACAGUCAUUCAGUGUUCGCAAAUACCCAGCCAUCUACGCCGCAGUGGACGCGGUCCGUGAUGGCAAUGAGGAAAUGGGCGGUGUUGAUUUGUGGGCCACGAACGAAAAAGGACAAGAGGUCAGCGUUGGCUGGGCACUUCCGCGAAUCGAUCUGGUGGAUUGGGUGGUGAUUGUUGAAAUGGAAAGAAGUGAAGUGUGGGCUCCGAUCAAUCGCUUACGAGCCAUCAUCUUGGCAUGCCUCUUUGCCACUGCCGGUUUUAUGGCCGUUAUUGCAUACCCCCUGGCACACUUCUUCUCUCUACCCAUUCUACGACUUCGACAAGCUACUACGAGAUCAAUCAAACCUCCGGGCCCUCUCGGUCGUGAUAGCAUGGGAUCGUACGGCAGUGAAUCUGAAGGCAACUACGAUGGUAUGAACGGGAUGUCGAGCGCGUUCAGUACAGGCCCGAAGCGCAAAGGAGGCUUCUUCGACAGAAUCACAAACUGGCACCGAGGCCAUGAUCAAGACUCCCAGACCAUGCGGGAAGAGCGCAAAAAGCGUGAAUUCCGCAUCCCGCAAAAGGUCAAGCAUCGCCGUCAAUUCUUUCAAGACGAGUUGUCCGAUUUGACGGGAACCUUCAACGAGAUGUCCGACGAGUUGAUGAUGCAGUACACGAGACUAGAGGAGCGAGUACAGCAACGCACUGCAGAACUUGAACUGAGUAAGAAAGCUGCGGAAGCUGCCAACGAAAGCAAAACAUUGUUUAUUGCCAACAUUUCUCACGAGCUGAAGACUCCACUGAAUGGUAUUCUGGGCAUGUGCGCAGUCUGCAUGCAGGAAGACGACCCCAUUCGGCUCAAGCGAUCUCUUGGCAUAAUAUACAAGAGUGGUGAUCUUCUAUUCAACCUCCUGACAGACCUCCUCACAUUCAGCAAGAAUGAGGUAGGUCAGCAUCUGACGUUGGACGAGAAGGAAUUUCGACUUCGGGAAAUUACCGCACAGACCGUGGCUAUUUUCGACAAACAGGCAUCGGAAGGCAAAAUUGACUUUCGCGUCAUCUACGAGGGCAUUCCGCGAGCCUCCAGCGAAACUCCCAAUGUUGUUGAACCUUCAGACUUGGGUCCUGACGGCACUGGUAAGAUUCGUGACAUGGUCCUCUGGGGCGACAUGCACCGCAUCUUGCAGAUCGUAAUCAAUCUGGUAUCAAACUCACUGAAGUUCACACCUUCGGGCGGUACAGUAACUCUCAUAUUGCGCUGUCUUUCGGAGAUGCCCACCGACAUCGACAAACGUUCAAGCUCGACGAAUUCGAAGACCCUUCGCCGAGCGUCCCGCCAAACACGGGCUUCUGACGUUUCAAUUCAUUCAUCAGCGCGGUAUAGCUCGACUCAAGGCGGCAGCGCACGGAACAGUACUCAGCCUCCAGUGGUAGACCGUGCGGGAUCACCGCCGCCACCACCUGGCUGGAAUCUGUACUUCGAAUUCGAGGUCAUUGACACAGGACCCGGUAUUCCCGAAAAUCUUCAGAAACAAAUCUUUGAGCCCUUUGUGCAGGGAGACUUGCGUCUCAGCAAGAAGUUUGGCGGUACUGGUCUAGGUCUGAGUAUUUGCUCACAACUAGCCAGCCUUAUGCAGGGCAGCAUCCGUGUGCAGAGUAAAGAGCAUGAGGGCGCAAAAUUUACGCUCAAGAUCCCGCUCAAGCACGUGAAGUCACAUACUGACAGUUCGGCCUCUUCCUCGCGAGAUUUUUGUUUCGACGAUCUCAGCCGUCAGAAUUCUGUACGAGAGGACCACAAGGAGCGCAACAAUACCUCUCAGGAACGCCUGGCUAGAUCCGAAGGGAACGACGAAUAUCCUUCUCCGAGUUCAGGCGUUUCCCCCGCAGGGAAUAAGAUGUCGGUGGUUGACAACGUGGCUAGCGAUUCUCAACCACGUCUGGUCGGUCUAUCCACGCCGUUUUUCGCGUCCUCACAACCGAUGGGGUCACCGAACUCGCAAUCUGCCACGAUGCAAGUGAUUGCGGCAGAUGGAGCUCGCGUCCGGUGUGGACGAAUACGGGUCCUUGUUGCGGAGGAUAACCAAGUCAAUCAAGAGGUUGUGUUAAGAAUGCUCAAGCUCGAGGAGAUCUACGACGUAACAAUGGCAAAAGAUGGACAAGAGGCUCUUGACCUCGUGAAGGCUUCCAUGAAACCACAAAGUGAAGGCGGCGGAGGCGGCGUGCCUUUCAACCUCAUUUUCAUGGAUGUGCAGAUGCCCAAUGUGGAUGGUCUGCAAAGUACUCGUCUCAUUCGCGCUAUGGGAUACAGCGCGCCUAUCGUUGCCCUUACAGCUUUCGCAGAAGAAAGCAACAUCAAAGACUGUCUUGAGUCCGGCAUGAAUUAUUUCCUUUCCAAACCGAUUCGAAGACCUCAACUCAAGAAGGUCCUCAAGCAAUAUUGUGCGCCCAUUCCCGAAGAGGUUGCGGAUGAACUUACGCCUCCCCUUCCGGUCGGACAAGAGCAGCUCACGGUGUCCGAAGUCGUUCGCUCGGCGUCCACCAGAAGAGCGGCGGCAGCAUUGCCACCUGUAUCGACCCCUUCACCCAAAACCGCAGUUUCUGCACCACAGGAUGUCACUUCUCCAAUGGUACUGUCGGCACAGCCCUCGAUCGCGUCCGGCUACUUUGCAACCUCACCUAACAACGUAAGUGACGGCACUGAAAAACCUUUCAGUCCUUUACGUGGAGACUCCAUGGUCUGAGACCAUGACUUUCGAAAGACUCGCCAUGACCAAGAAUUUUACCAUGUGCCAGAUAUGA
Messenger RNA from Dissoconium aciculare CBS 342.82, 3895 nucleotides. RefSeq lists its product as uncharacterized. Gene Ontology annotation, biological process: phosphorelay signal transduction system; phosphorylation. NCBI's taxonomy places the organism in Eukaryota, Fungi, Ascomycota, Dothideomycetes, Mycosphaerellales, Dissoconiaceae. Gene Ontology annotation, molecular function: phosphorelay sensor kinase activity. The transcript has 2 exons. The record is from RefSeq and is a predicted model, not a curated record. The coding region runs from base 163 to 3837 and encodes 1224 amino acids.